GAGGGAUGAAUACUACAGAGGAAUCAACUCGGUCAAAGCUUCACUCGAGCAACGCUUCAAGGUACUAGAGGAAAAGGAGAGAAAGCUCGAGAGCAACUUAUGGAGUUAAACUCCCAGCGAGCAUGCUUGCAUUCGCUGCAAAAGUCACCGGAGGACAAGAGGGCAGAGGUUGAGACGAGAGAGGGAGCUAACAUUCUUCAUCCUCAAGUAAAGGUUGAAAGUUUGGACUAUCCAUCGGCCUCUGCCUGGCCUAUGGAUGAAACAAUGAACUUGCAGCAGCUAACAUGCGAGUAUUUUGAGAGGCAUGACUUUGUCCAUCAAAAGCUCUUAGACGCGAUUCAAAUGUCACUUGAUCCCUCUCAGCUGGUCUUAGAGGCGAUGCAGGACAUUGACUUCAAAAAUACAAGGAAGCAUGAGAGAAGAUUUGGCACAAGCAUAUUUUUGAGGAUCUGUCUGCUGCCGUUACGUUAUCUAGAUGAGGCUUGGCAAUAGAUUAAGCCUCAGGUGAAAGAGCCGCGAUGCUGUUGGCCAACCAAUGGAAGGCUCAGCUGAGUGCUUCAUCUGAUUAUUAUACUUUUGAGGCAUUGGCUCUCUCGAGGCUUAUAGUGGUCUAUAAACUGACCCCUGCAUUUUGUCCUAAUGAGCUUGAAGAGCUUGUGAAUUCUAUAUCUGAGCAUGGCCAAACCAAUGAGCCACCAGAGGUCCUUGGUUUUUCAGGAAAGCAACCGUAUCCCAAGGUUCGUCUUCCUUGUGAGAGGGAGAAGAAGCUGGCGCAGAGCUGCCCAAGUGUUGGUGAUCAUCUGCAACUACGUCAUAUGAACAAGCGUUGCCGCAUGGCUUAAAGAAGUUUCUUCCAUUUAGUAAGAUGACAAGUUACCCUCUUUUAGGUGUUCUGGUUUCUAACCCAUAGAUUGAUGUGAUGAUGCAAGUAAUUGCUUAGGCUGCAUAUAUGUUGCGCAGACUUUGACAAAAACGACGAUGAGUUCAACCGAACUUUAGCUUUAGAAACAUUAAUGAAGCUAUAUCUCAAUCAUCUCUAAUCCAUGCCUAAGGUGUUGCUCGGUUCCUAUGUGUCAAGAAAUUGUGAUAUGGUAGUGUAGAUCUGGCAAUUGAAUUGAACCGAGAACUGGAAGCAUAAUUCAAACUGAAGAUUGCCAUAUAUAUUUCGAAAGUUUAAUUGCAUUA
Punica granatum (pomegranate) is the source of this 1185-nucleotide messenger RNA. The record is from RefSeq and is a predicted model, not a curated record. NCBI's taxonomy places the organism in Eukaryota, Viridiplantae, Streptophyta, Magnoliopsida, Myrtales, Lythraceae.